Molecule: messenger RNA, 843 nt
Organism: Microthlaspi erraticum
Lineage: Eukaryota; Viridiplantae; Streptophyta; Magnoliopsida; Brassicales; Brassicaceae
Source: the annotation of a GenBank genome assembly
AUGACCUCGUUAAACAGCUCGUCGAAACGGGAUGAGGCGCCACUGCGCGCUCAUGUCUUCCAGACUCUCGUCCCACCGAUGAGCUCGCCAAUGAGCAGCUUGAACAUUCCAGAUUCAAGCAAAUCGGAGAUAGGAUCUCAGCCAACAGAGCGACUUCCAUCUCCACCUCCAAAGCUAUCACGUAUCGAGCCAACUAUAUUUAGAUGGCCCGAAACUAUGGCUUCCAACUCAAGCUUGCAGGCGAUGUCUCAGCUCAAAAAUCAGUCCGAUGAAAUUUUGAGCUCGCAGCUCCCUGCAACAGCUCGAACUGUUGUGAACGGAAACUAUCAACAGUUUCCCGCAACAAAUGAUCUAGUCGAUCGAGCUCAAUUUCAUAGAGCAAACGAUCCGACAGAUCUAGCUCGAUUGACAAAAGCAAACAGCUCGUCAAAUCGAGCUCUAUCCCAUCCGAUUUCAACUAAUCGGAUUCCUGUCGAUCCGCGAAACCUUUUGGACUGCGAAUCUUUCGAAAGAUUCCAGGACCAAACAAACCUCGCAUUCUGGCAAGCGAACUCAACGUUUAACCAAACAAUGAGUUUGAUUCCAGAUAUCGACAAAGUAAUCAGGGAGACACAACAAACUCCCUUCUCAUCCAGGAUCGCUAACACCUGUCUGCGCGAUACUUACAAGCUAUGUAUCCCAGAAUACUCUGGUAACAGCGAUCCACGAGCUUAUAUUCGAGCUCUUUAUCUCGAAAUACUUCGAGCUCAAUUUUCUCCCGAAGAGAUAGAAGCAGCUUGCUGCCAACUCUUUGUUGAAAACCUAGCCGGACCAGCUAAAAAAUGGUUUGCAAACGCUGGAUGA